Messenger RNA from Synchiropus splendidus (mandarinfish), 6530 nucleotides. RefSeq names its product Rho-associated, coiled-coil containing protein kinase 1 (gene rock1). The record is from RefSeq and is a predicted model, not a curated record. Gene Ontology annotation, biological process: embryonic morphogenesis; mitotic cytokinesis; actomyosin structure organization. Lineage: Eukaryota; Metazoa; Chordata; Actinopteri; Syngnathiformes; Callionymidae. The transcript is spliced from 33 exons. Gene Ontology annotation, cellular component: cytoplasm; cytoplasmic stress granule; cytoskeleton. Gene Ontology annotation, molecular function: ATP binding; small GTPase binding; Rho-dependent protein serine/threonine kinase activity. Bases 727 to 4869 code for a protein of 1380 amino acids.
UUUGAAGUGGCUUCUCUGGGCUGUUUGAACAGGAAGGCGGACAUGUUGGCCAGGCUGUGGGAGAAAAUCGGGCACCGUCUGCUGUUUUCCUCUCUCACGGCAGCCAAACUUGAUGCUAGCGCCACUGCUAUCUGAGACAAGGAGGCUUCGGAACGCCGAGUGUGCGAGCGUCGCUGAGCGCCGGGGCCGCGGCGGAAGCACCGCGCAGACGUUACAACCACUCCACGUUCAGAGGAUCGACAUUUGGAAGAAGAAGAAGCAGAAGUUUUUUCCCCCCACUUCUACUUUUGAGCUGUCAGACUGGCGUGUCGCCCUGUGCAGGGGCCUGCUGCAGCAAUGUGAGCGGGCCUGGAGGUGGCACCGAGCUGACGAAAGGAACGGACUGCAGAUGCUAGUUUGAACUUCCUUUUGUUUUGAUGCAGCGACAUUUGAAGCCCUUCUGCUCCGUGGCAUCCUGCGGAGGCUGACUAAUCUCGGUCCGUUUCCAGCCAAAGUUGCCGGACAUACAUGCGAGGGGGGGCGUUUUUCUACACAGAAUGUGGCUUCUACAGACCCACCGUGACCUCGGACGGCUCCUGUUGAUGUCUUCCCUCUGAACUGCGACCAAAGUUGACAAGAAGAACGGAACAUUCGGCUAGCUGGCUACCACUGGCUGCUAAAGCUAGCUAGCCAGCGAGCAUUUGUUGUUUGGUCCGAAACCACCCGGGACAGUGUGUGACGGCAAACAUGUCGGCAGGAGAAAGCAUGGAGGCUCGGUUCGGGAAAAUCGAUGCCAUGUUGAAGGACCCGAAGUCGGAAAUAAACACAGACUGUCUUCUGGAUGGGUUGGAUGCGCUCGUCUAUGACCUGGACUUUCCUGCCCUGAGGAAAAACAAGAGCAUUGACAACUUCUUGAAUAGAUACAAGGACACCAUCAGCAAAAUCCGAGAUCUACGUAUGAAAGCCGAGGAUUACGAGGUUGUCAAGGUCAUUGGGAGGGGUGCUUUCGGAGAGGUGCAGUUGGUGAGACACAAAGCUACGUGCAAGGUGUACGCCAUGAAGCUGCUGAGCAAGUUUGAGAUGAUCAAAAGGUCGGACUCUGCUUUCUUCUGGGAAGAGAGAGACAUCAUGGCUUUUGCCAACAGCUCCUGGGUGGUGCAGCUCUUUUUCGCAUUCCAGGAUGAUCGCUACCUCUACAUGGUGAUGGAGUACAUGCCCGGUGGGGAUUUGGUGAACUUGAUGAGCAACUACGACGUCCCUGAGAAAUGGGCUCGCUUUUACACUGCUGAAGUGGUGCUGGCUUUGGACGGGAUCCACGCCAUGGGCUUCAUUCAUAGGGACGUGAAACCUGAUAAUAUGUUGCUCGACAAAGCUGGUCACUUAAAACUGGCGGACUUUGGAACCUGCAUGAAAAUGAACAAGGACGGUAUGGUACGAUGUGACACAGCUGUGGGAACUCCAGACUACAUUUCACCAGAGGUACUGAAAUCUCAAGGAGGAGACGGUUAUUACGGCCGGGAGUGUGACUGGUGGUCGGUGGGAGUUUUCCUCUAUGAAAUGCUAGUGGGUGACACGCCGUUCUAUGCAGACUCCUUGGUCGGCACCUACAGCAAAAUUAUGAAUCAUAAGAACGCCCUGACCUUCCCUGAUGACAGCGACAUCUCCAACGAUGCCAAGAAUCUCAUCUGUGCAUUUCUGACUGACAGGGAGGUUCGCCUCGGAAGGAAUGGUGUGGAUGAGAUCAAGAGACACCCGUUUUUUAAGAAUGACCAGUGGACUUGGGAGAACAUCCGAGAGACUGCCGCCCCUGUAGUUCCUGAGCUGAGCAGCGACAUAGACACCAGUAAUUUCGAUGACAUUGAAGAAGAUCGCGGCGAGGAAGAGACAUUCCCAAUACCAAAGGCCUUCGUCGGCAACCAGCUCCCCUUUGUUGGUUUCACUUACUACAGCAAUCAGCAUCUGUUGCGCAGCUCCAGUGGCAGCACCAAGACCAGUGACAAACGCAGCCCCUCAACAAAGGAAGACAAGAGUCAUCUGGAGAAUAUGCAGAAGAGAAUCUACCUGUUGGAGGAACAGCUGCACACUGAGAUGCAGCUGAAGGAUGAGCUGGAGCAGAAGUGCAGGAGCUCCAACACCAGGAUCGACAAGAUCAUGAAAGAAAUGGACGAGGAGGCCAACUUGAGGAAAAGUGCCGAGGCCAGCGUGUCUGCACUGGAGAAGGAGAAGCACAUGCUGCAGCACAGAUUUGCUGAGGUCCAAAGAAAGGCUGAAUCAGAGGCAGAAAAGAGGCGCAAUUUGGAGAAUGAAGUUUCGACUCUAAAGGAGCAGCUUGAAGACAUGAGGAAAAUCAGCCAGAACUCUCAGGCCUCGAAUGACAAGAUCUUGCAGCUUCAGAAUCAGCUGGAGGAGGCCAAUGACCUCUUGAGGGCAGAGUCUGACACGGCGGCACGACUGAGGAAGAGCCACACGGAGAUGGCCAAGUCCAUGAGCCAGCUGGAGAGUUUGAACCGUGAGCUGCAGGAGAGGAGCCGUUCGGCCGACGGAGAGAAGAGUCAGCUGGAGAAGGAGCUGCUGCUUCUUCAGAGCACGCUGGACUCCGAGAGGAGGAACUACAGCCAGGGAUCUGAGGAGAUCAGAGAGCUGCAAGCGAGGAUGGCAGGUCUGCAGGAGGACAACAAGAACUUGAAACACACAGUCUCCAAAGUGGAAGCGGAACGUAAACAGGCCCAGGAGAGAAGCAACAACCUGGAGAAGGAAAAGAAUAACCUCGAGAUCGACCUGAACUACAAGCUGAAGACUCUGCAGCAGCGACUGGAGCAGGAACAGACUGAACACAGAGUCACGAGGGCACAGCUCACGGACAAAUACGAGUCCAUUGAAGAAGCCAAAUCAGCCGCCAUGACUGCUGUCCAGCAAAAGAUGUCAGAGGAGAACGGAGCCAGAAUGCGAGCGGAGAGCCGGGUAGUGGAAGUGGAGAAGCAGUGCUCUAUGUUAGAGUUUGACCUCAAGCAGUCAGUGCAGAAGAUGGAGCAGCUGAUGAAACAGAAGGAAAGACUGGAAGAGGAUGUGAAGAGUCUGCGGAUACAGCUGGAACAGGAGACGAGCAAGCGUGUCUUGUCCCAGAAUGACCUCAAGAGCCGCAUGCAGGAAGUCGAUCGUCUGAGAUGCACAGAGAAGCAGCUGAAGCAGGAAAGCAACACUGCACUAGAGAGUAAACGCUCGCUGGAGUUCCAGCUGGCACAGCUGACCAAACAGUACAGAGGCAACGAGGGACAGAUGAGGGAACUUCAAGACCAGCUCGAGGCUGAACAGUAUUUUUCUACGCUUUACAAAACUCAGGUCAAAGAACUGAAGGAGGAAAUUGAUGAGCGGAACAGACAGUUGCAGGAGGCUCAAAAGAAGGUGCAGGAGUUGUGCAGUGACAGGGAGUCCCUGUCCGCUCAGCUGGACCUGACAGUGACCAAGGCGGAGUCUGAGCAGCUUGCACGGGCCCUGCAGGAAGAGCAGUACUUUGAGCUCAGCCAAGAAAACAAGAAGACCAUCAUGAGGCAUAAGCAGGAGCUCGGAGACAAGGAUGCCACAAUUGCACGGCUCGAGGACUCGAAUAAAACGCUGACCAAAGAUGUGGAGAACCUCAGUAAAGAGAAGGCUGAGCUGAAUGAGAAGGUUCAUUCUCAAGAAGAAGAGUACGCAGCGCAGAAGGAUGAGAUAACCAAUUCAUUAAAGGCCCAGUAUGAUAAGAUUCUGAACACAGAGCGCACACUGAAGACUCAGGCGGUGAACAAGCUGGCGGAAAUCAUGAACCGGAAAGACAUGAAGUUGGACCAGAAGAAGAAGGGAAGCACUGCCGACCUGAGAAAGAAAGAGAAGGAGAACCGUAAGCUACAACUGGAGCUCAACCAGGAGAAGGAGAAGUUCAAUCACAUGGCCAUCAAGUAUCAGAAGGAGCUGAGUGAGAUGCAGGCGCAACUGGCCGAGGAGUGCACCUACCGCAACGAGCUGCAGAUGCAGCUGGACAGCAAGGAGAGUGACAUCGAGCAGCUUCGGGAGAAGCUCAACGACCUGCAGCAGCGGAUGGACAACUCCAGCAUCACGAGCUUGCAGACGGACGAGACGGACAGCAACAUCGCAGAGUCCAGGCUGGAGGGCUGGCUGUCUAUUCCUAACCGUGCUAAUAUCAAGAGGUACGGCUGGAAGAAGCAGUAUGUUGUUGUGAGCAGUAAGAAGAUCCUGUUCUACAACGACGAGCAGGACAAGGAGCAGUCCAACCCCUCCAUGGUACUAGAUAUCGACAAACUGUUUCAUGUGCGACCUGUCACGCAAGGAGACGUGUACCGAGCCGAGACCGAAGAGAUCCCCAGAAUAUUCCAGAUCCUAUAUGCCAACGAGGGAGAGUGCCGGAAGGAGGCCGACAUGGAGACGGUGCCUCAGGGCGACAAGACCAACUGUCUUCCACACAAAGGACACGAGUUCAUCCCCACGCUUUACCACUUCCCUUCCAAUUGUGAGGCCUGCUCCAAACCCCUGUGGCACGUGUUCAAGCCGCCGCCGGCUCUGGAGUGUCGCCGCUGCCACGUCAAGUGCCACAAGGAUCACCUCGACAAGAAGGAGGACGUGAUUGCUCCUUGCAAAGUGAACUAUGAUGUGACCUCGGCCCGGGACAUGCUGUUGCUCGCGCUCACCCAGGACGAACAGAAGAAAUGGAUCGGUCAUCUUGGCAAGAAGAUCCCCAAAACCCCCCCAUCCACCUUCCUAAGAGCGUCGCCCCGCACACUGUCGACCCGCGGACCCAACCAGUCCUUCCGCAAGAACCCCAAAAGCAAUACAGGAAAGCUGAGCCGAGCGCAGUCCAGCCUCCAAGCAGCAGACACUACGUCCAGCACUUGCUGAGAGGAACCCCUGCACCAAGUGUUGCUUUAGUCAGACCCUCUGUUUGUUAACUGCCGACUCGUGGGGCACAUGGGAUUCCUGUCAUGUCAGGGUCACCAACCAACCAACCAACUAACUCACGCACAGCCUUCACUUGAGAGCGUGAGCCCCGGACCUCGCGGGGAAGACCGUUCUGACCUUAUUCCCUCCGUUAAAUCCCCAAAUAUGUGGGUGAUCAGUGAGCAAACUCUCAAGUGAAUGCUUCCGUUUGAAAGAUGCAGGUGUUUCUACGCUGAAAACUGUUUCUCACCUGCCUCCUCAUGAGAGGUCGUGUUGGCUCCCAUCCUGACGCUCUCUGCCGAGUCUUUCUUUCACUGGACGCCUCUGUGUUCUGUCUUUCAGCUAACCGUCUGACCACCGGACCUUCUUUCUGGACUCUGCUUUUCCUUGCCUAAUCCUUUACCUUCCAAAUGAAGACGUUCGAAAGCAGUCGCGCACGGCGGACAGGCGCCCGCCGCCACAUAUCCACGACCAGAGACGCCGCCUUCCCCGGGAGAGCCGUGUCAUCGUGGCGUUCCUCGGUUCAUUUUCAGGGGGGUUUGCUGGGACUUCUGCGAAUAGUUGUUCAGUUAAAGGUACGGUCGCACAGGGAUUGCAGGUCUGCGGGGAGCGAUGGAGACUCAGGGGGGGGGCAGGGAGGUGGCCGCCAUCGUCCCGCCUGAAGGAUCCUCCGCACGUUUUAACUGACUGAUGCCUUUUGUCUGACUUUUGCCUUUUAUUCUAAUUACUCUACGUCACUUAUCAGGUUCGGGGCAGAGUGUUGGGACACGAGUAUUAGAGCUCUCGAGCGCCACGUGAGGAGCACGGAAAUUCAUCAUUUAAUUCUAUGCAUUAUUUUUAUUCUAGUGAUUUUUAUUGCUCCAAGCCAUAAGUAACCUCCACCCACCGUGGCAGACUGGAGUCCUGAAGCUUCCUCGCUUUUUUUUUUUUUCUGUUUAUUUGGUACAUUGUAAUAUUUCUCUUUGUUCAGUGUUUGUUUUUGUAAUGUAUUGCCUUACAUUGAUUCACAGAUAAAUGGUUCAAAAGGAAAACAUUAAGUUAACAUUGUAAAACUGCACUGUUUGUAAAUUAUUUGUAGAAGACUUAACAGGUGUAGCAUUUGGCCACCUAGUGCCUUAAUGUUUGGAUGUUGUUUUUACUGCCAUAUCUGCGCGCUCUUUCUUUCAGACAAGACAAAUCACAACUCUUCCGUCAGUUCUUUUUAAGGAAAUGCCACAGGUGUGGUUUUAUUGAGACCUACUUGCUUGGAUUAUAUAUAAAUAAAUAUAUAUAUAUAUAUAAAUAUGAUUAGAUUACCACUCUAUGGACACAUUGCAAUGGUUAGCAUGUUGAAUAAAAAAACAGAAAAGUCCCUGCUCUCGUAUCAUUUGACAAGUUUCGGGAUGUUGCGAGCACAGCUGUCACGCGGUCCCGUGAAUGCAAACCCCCUGCUACAGUGUACAUACUGAGAAGCGACUAAAGGAUUCUGGAAUACCUCCGCAAUCUUUUGAUGUGUAACCUUCUGUUCAGUUGAAAAGAAAAGCACUGGAACUAUGAUUUUCUCUGGUCUUGGAUUAAUUGCAUGGUUUAUUGCAUUGCAGUCCGCACUGAUGGAUAUGUCAAUAAACAUAUCUUUAUCAUUG